UCGAUAAUGCGUGUGAUUAGUAAAUCAUCUUUCAGUUGUAUGAAUCUUUGCGUUUGUUUUCAAUUUGUCAGUGUUUAAGUCAAGGCGUGAGUGUUGUACGCACGUGGUUUGUUUGGAACAUUCGGAGUAAUGGUGAAGCGGACCUGGCAGGAAACAGCGAAUGACAAAGAGGAAUCAGAUGGAAUUGCGCUGCCUACUACACGAUAUUCAGACGAACCUGUGCCGAAGAAGGUGAAAUGGAUUAACAAGCAACGCGUGCUCGUGUUCGCAACACGGCGCAUUUCACAUAGGGACAGGCAUCUCAUGGAAGAUAUUAAAACGUUGAUGCCACACUGUAAACCUGAAAGUAAAAUGGAAAGAACAGAAAAUUUGUUCGUCGUGAACGAGAUAUGCGAAAUGAAGAACUGCAAUAAGUGCAUACUGUUUGAGGGCCGCCAUAAGCGUGAUUUAUAUUUGUGGAUAUCAAAUGUACCAACAGGACCCUGUGCAAAAUUUUUAGUUGAGAACACAUACACAAUGGCAGAACUGAAGUUCACAGGAAAUUGCUUGAAAGGAUCAAGACCACUACUCUCAUUUGAUGAAAAUUUCACUAAAUAUCCACAUUAUGCUCUUCUGAAAGAGCUCUUUGUACAGGUAUUCGGGACUCCAAACAAACAUCCAAGAAGUCAGCCAUUCAUUGACCAUGUCUUCACGUUCUCUGUUCUUGACAAUCGAAUAUGGUUUAGAAAUUUUCAGAUUCUCUCUGAAGAUGGUGCUCUUACUGAAAUAGGGCCACGAUUUGUGUUGAAUCCUGUCAAGAUAUUUGGUUCAAGUUUUGGUGGGCAGACACUGUGGGAGAAUGCCUCGUAUAUUUCUCCUGCUAAGUACCGUCAGCAAAUAGCCAAAGCUGCAUCAGGGAAGUACAUAAAUCGAAUUGAGCAGAAAGUGGCAUAUGAAAAAACAAAGCCUAAAGAAUCAUACAAGUUAGAUGAGACAGAUGAUAUAUUCCAUGGCGAUCCCAUAGAAAAAGCAGCCGACAUUGCGAGCAAAGAAGGAAAAUCAUUGAAACUGAAAGCAAAAGUAAGGAGUCAUAAACUUGAUAAGAAAAAGAGGUUACUUAAAAAGAAUCUGAAGAAAAAGAAGAAGAAAAACAGACCAGCUGAAAAUGUACAAUAAUAAUUUAAAAUCUGUUCAUGUGACACCUGAAAUGAUCUUAUUGCAGAUGUUAUGAGUUAUGUGGAUGUGUUAUGUAUAUAUAAGUAAAACUGUUGGAAGAAAUAAGAUAUUGCAGUAUUUGUAAUAUUUUUUUCUUAACCCUUAUGCUUAUAAUUUUUUGUGAAAUAUCCAGAAGAUGCUGUGGAAAAUAAAUUUGCUUAGUCACAGAA
Molecule: messenger RNA, 1364 nt
Organism: Schistocerca americana (American grasshopper)
Lineage: Eukaryota; Metazoa; Arthropoda; Insecta; Orthoptera; Acrididae
Product: ribosome biogenesis protein BRX1 homolog
Exons: 7
Coding region: 130-1155 (341 amino acids)
Biological process (GO): rRNA processing; ribosomal large subunit assembly
Cellular component (GO): nucleolus
Molecular function (GO): rRNA binding
Source: RefSeq, a predicted model, not a curated record